Balaenoptera acutorostrata (minke whale) is the source of this 1764-nucleotide messenger RNA. RefSeq names its product zinc finger protein 529 (gene ZNF529). NCBI's taxonomy places the organism in Eukaryota, Metazoa, Chordata, Mammalia, Artiodactyla, Balaenopteridae. Bases 8 to 1711 code for a protein of 567 amino acids. The record is from RefSeq and is a predicted model, not a curated record. Gene Ontology annotation, biological process: regulation of transcription by RNA polymerase II. The transcript has 5 exons. Gene Ontology annotation, molecular function: DNA-binding transcription factor activity, RNA polymerase II-specific; RNA polymerase II cis-regulatory region sequence-specific DNA binding.
GUUAUAUAUGACCUUUGUUAUGCUGAGGGUGCUCCCUUCUGUUUCCUUCCAGUCAUUACCAACUUGCCUUUACCCCCAACAAAGUUUCAAUGGGGAGCAUGUCGGUGGAGCUCCUCAUGCUGUCAUACCAGAAGUGGAAUUCCCUGAUCAAUUCUUUACAGUUCUAACCAUGGACCAUGAAUUGGUGACAUUCAGGGAUGUGGUCAUCAGCUUCUCUGAGGAGGAAUGGGAGUAUCUGGAUUCUGCUCAGAGGGACUUGUACUGGGAUGUGAUGAUGGAAAAUUACAGCAACUUGGUCUCACUGGACUUGGAAUCCAAGUAUGACAAAAAGACUUUAUCUACAGAGAAGGACAUUAUUGAAAAAAAUGAUUCUCAGUGGGAAGUAAUAGAAAGUAGUAAAUUAGUUGGUCUUGAGAACUCCAUUGUCAGAAAUGAUUGGCAAAGCAAAAGGAAGAUUGAAGUACAAAGACCUGAAGUGGGAUAUUUCAGUCAAAUGAAAAUCAUCUCUGAAAAAGUGCCCAAUUACAAAAAUCAUAAAUCUCUUACAUUACAUCAGAGAAUUCAUGAUAGUGAGAAGCCCUGUAAGGAAUAUGGGAAGGUCCUUAGUUGUGACUUAAACUUUGAUGAAUAUGAGAAAAUAUAUACUAGUGAGAAAACCUCUGAAUGUAGUAGAUAUUGGAAAACCUUUGCAGUAGAUGACCCACAUACCCUACAACUGAAUAUUCAUACUGGUGUGAAACCUUGUAAAUGUAUGGAAUGUGGGAAUGCAUUUAGUUUUUAUGAAGACCGUAGUGUACACUGUGAUGAUCAGAAGUGCUAUAAAUGUAAGCAAUAUGGAAGGAUUUUUAGAAGAAUUGAAAAAAUCACUCCACUUCAAAGAAUUCAUGAUGGUGAGAAACCCUAUGAAUGCACUUUCUGUAGGAAAUCGUUUAGAGUGCAUGCACAACUUACUAGACAUCAGAAAAUCCAUACUGAUGAGAAACCUUACAAAUGUACGGAAUGUGGCAAGGACUUUAGAUUUCAUUCACAACUGACUGAACAUCAGAGAAUUCAUACUGGUGAGAAGCCAUACAAAUGUAUACAAUGUGAGAAGGUCUUUAGAAUUAGUUCACAGCUUACUGAGCAUCAGAGAAUUCAUACUGGUGAGAAACCUUAUGCAUGUAAAGAAUGUGGGAAGACUUUUGGAGUCUGUCGAGAACUUGCUCGACAUCAGAGAAUUCAUAGUGGUAAGAAACCCUAUGAAUGCAAAGCAUGUGGAAAGGUCUUUAGAAACAGUUCAUCCCUGACUAGACAUCAGAGAAUUCAUACUGGUGAGAAACCAUAUAAAUGUAAGGAAUGUGGGAAAGCUUUUGGAGUAGGUAGUGAACUUACUCGACAUCAGAGAAUUCACAGUGGUCAGAAACCUUAUGAAUGUAAAGCAUGUGGAAAGUUCUUUAGACUUACUUCAGCCCUUAUUCAACAUCAGAGAAUUCAUAGUGGUGAGAAACCUUAUGAAUGUAAGGUAUGUGGGAAGGCCUUUAGACACAGUUCGGCCCUUACUGAACAUCAGAGAAUUCAUACUGGAGAGAAACCUUAUGAAUGCAAGGCAUGUGGGAAGGCCUUUAGACAUAGUUCAUCCUUUACAAAACAUCAGAGAAUUCAUAAUAGUAAGAAACCCUAUGAAUGUAAGGAAUGUGGGAAUGCCUUUAGAGUGGGCAGGCAACUUACUUGAUAUUGAACAAGUUGUACUGGUGAGAAGACUUUUGAAUGAAAGACAUAUAUAAA